UCAGAUUAUUCAUGCAAAAAAUAUAAGAACAGAAAGCAGGGAAAAUAUUUUAAAUGAUACAAAUUCAAGUCACUUGAAUACAAAUGCAAAUUCAAGUCACUUGAAUACAAAUGCAAAUUCAAGUAACUUAAAUACAGGUACAAAUUCAAAUCACUUAAAUAAAAGUUCAAGUGAUUUAAUUAAUGCAGUUGAGAUAAAUAAAAAUGAUCCUAUCCAACGCAAUCCUGUUGAUGAUUGUCAACAAUUAUUUAAAUGGCUGGUGUAUCCUUUGACUGUAAAAGAAUUCUUCGAACGAAAUUGGGAAAAGAAUCCAACAUUUAUACAAAGAGAUAUGUGUAAUUUUUAUAAACUCCUUUUAUCAAUGUCUAUAUUCGAAGAAACAUUGAAAAAUAAUAAUAUUCUAUUUACUAAAAAUCUUGACAUAACGUCCUACUCUAAUGGAGUAAGAGAGACUCAUAAUCCUCCUGGUCGUGCUUAUUCAAGUGUUGUUUGGGACUAUUUUAGAAACAACUGCUCAGUUAGGAUGUUAAAUCCUCAAAUAUUUAUACCCAGGAUACAUGCGUUAAAUGCUACUCUCCAAGAAUUCUUUGGUUGCUUUGUUGGUGCUAAUAUAUAUCUCACGCCACCUAAUAGCCAAGGUUUCGCUCCUCAUUAUGAUGAUGUAGAAGCAUUUAUUUUGCAAGUCGAGGGUAAAAAGAGAUGGAAAUUAUAUAAGCCACUUAAACAAAGUGCACGUUUGACGAGAUAUUCCUCAAAGAAUUUUCAUGAAUCGGAGUUAGGAGAGCUAAUAUUGGAUAAGGUUAUCAACGCUGGAGAUUUGUUGUAUCUACCACGAGGUACCAUCCAUCAAGCAAUGGCUCUCGAUACUUAUAGCUUGCACAUCACAGUAAGCGUAUAUCAGAGAAAUAGUUGGUGCGACUUGCUUGAAAAAGUGCUUCCACAAGCUCUGAAGCAAGCCAGCAAAAAAGAUAUUCGUUUUCGUAAAGGAGUACCGAUGAAUUAUUUAUCAUAUGUCGGUAGUGCAUAUGAUGAAAGUCAGCGCAAAGAUCGUUUCAAGACUAAUGUUAAGAAGUUGAUUACUCUGCUGUUGGAACACAUUGAUGUUGACCAUGCAGCCGAUUUGAUGGCCAAAGGUCACAUCCAUGAUUCUCUGCCUCCUUAUCUCUUUAAGCCGGAACGGAGGUGUUCAAUACUGGAAGCCGGUGACGUCCUGGGCAGUAAUGGACUUGUGAAGCACUAUGGGCAAAUUAGACUUUCAACUGAGAUACGAUUGUUAAGAUUGUAUUCCAUCAGGUUAAUAAAAGAAGCUAAAGUAUAUAAAAUAUAUUACUCUACCGAAAAUUCCAAAGUAUAUCACAAAUAUGAGCCACAAUGUUUAGAAAUUGACAAAGAAUUUGUGCCUGCGAUUAAACAAAUAAUAGCAGCCUAUCCUAACUUUAUAUCUGUGAAGGAACUGCUAAUCGGAAAUGCUGACACAAAGAUUCAAGUAGUGAAAGAUCUUUGGGAAAAAAAUAUAAUUAUAACGAAGAUUCCUCUGAACAGUGUAAGUUUAAAAAAAGACAAAGAAGAACCAAAAUAGAUUUUUUGUUAAGAAGAGAGAAAACCAAACAUAUCCGGACGGAGCAUUUCCAUAAGGAAUAGCUGUAAAGGAUUAAUGAUAAAGGAUGAUGUGGCACACUAGUUAAAUUCGCUCAUUUCGACUUUUUCGUGAGUAUUAUAUACAUUCAUGGUGUUAUGUACAUGGAUAACCACCAUGGUCUUAUAUGAAUGUAACUUUUCUUGUACACAAAGCUAUAUCAUCGUAGUUAUAAAAAAAAAAUAUGAGAUAUAAGCUGAAUGACACCGAGUUGAAAUAAUCUCAUUUGCGUCUGAUUCGAGAGAUUUUCCUUUGCUGCUAAACUUGAACUCCCUUUGUCCUAAUCGACAACGUAUGUUCCGUCCAAGUUAAUUCUUUGGUCCAUGAUACAAAGCUCUUCAUAUAAAUAUCUAUUAAAAUAUGUUAUAUGUAGUUUAUCUAUUUUGAAAAAAAAAUUUUUUUGAUUCUUGCACAAACGGACAAUAGUAAAGUAUUAUAAGUAAAGUAUUAUAAGUAAAAAAUUGUGUAUAAUGGUAUUAGACCGGUAUUCAUAGUCGGUUCUUAUUUCAAAACCGUCUUAAGUAAUGUCAUAACGUC
Molecule: messenger RNA, 2173 nt
Organism: Mycetomoellerius zeteki
Lineage: Eukaryota; Metazoa; Arthropoda; Insecta; Hymenoptera; Formicidae
Gene: NO66
Product: Bifunctional lysine-specific demethylase and histidyl-hydroxylase NO66
Exons: 5
Coding region: 332-1579 (415 amino acids)
Cellular component (GO): nucleolus
Molecular function (GO): histone H3K4 demethylase activity; histone H3K36 demethylase activity
Source: RefSeq, a predicted model, not a curated record